Molecule: messenger RNA, 1085 nt
Organism: Coffea eugenioides
Lineage: Eukaryota; Viridiplantae; Streptophyta; Magnoliopsida; Gentianales; Rubiaceae
Product: universal stress protein PHOS32-like
Exons: 2
Coding region: 114-914 (266 amino acids)
Source: RefSeq, a predicted model, not a curated record
UAUAUAUAUUAGUAUGAGGCUUAAAAUUGCAUGGUAAAGAUCACUACAACCUUAGCAACUUUGCAAAGGCAAAAAUUAAAUCCAUACAAACUCAAGCAACCACCACCACAUUCAUGAAUUCUCAACAAGAAAACGACCACCGCCACCCCAACCACCUUCCACCGGUCCAAGUCAAGCCUCCGCCCACCUCCCCAGCCUUCUCAAUUACCUUCUCCACCCCAACAUCCGUCAGCCCUUUGACCCCAACCCACCGCCGUAUCGCCAUUGCCGUAGACCUCAGCGAUGAAAGCGCUUUCGCCGUGAAAUGGGCAAUCGAAAACUACCUCCGCCCGGGCGACGCAGUCAUCCUCCUCCACGUCCGCCCGACCUCCAUCCUCUACGGAGCUGACUGGGGGUCCAACACCCCCACCUCCACCGUUACACCUCCAUCCUCUCCUUUCCAAGCCCACGCCACCUCUCACGACCAAAAACUCGAAGAAGAUUUCGAUAACUUGACGAACUCGAAGGCCACAGGCUUAUCACAACCAUUAGUAGAAGCCCAGGUGCCAUUCAAGAUUCAUAUAGUGAAGGAUCAUGAUUUGAAGGAGCGGCUGUGUUUGGAGGUGGAAAGGUUGGGGUUGAGCGCGGUGAUCAUGGGGAGCAGAGGCUUUGGGGCGUCGAGGAAGAAUAGUAAAGGCAGGCUUGGGAGUGUGAGUGAUUAUUGUGUGCACCAUUGUGUGUGCCCGGUGGUGGUGGUGAGAUAUCCUGGGGACAACAAUGAAGGCAGAAAUGGCGGUGUUGAGGUUGUGAAGAAGACGGCUGCCGUGAUUAAUGAGGCGGAGCUCCACCCUCUUCCAGAGGAGGAGAAUGAAACGAACGAAGAAGUGAUAUCUGCAGAAAAAAGAGAUUCUGAAGGAAUGAAGCCGGGAAUGUAAUCUGCCUCUUUUUCCGUAGGAUCAGUUCAGUUGUAUUCAUAAUGAUGCAAAAUUGGUGUGUUGUCAUUUUCACCACUAGAUUAGGAGCUUCCUCGUUUGAAAAGCCAGACAUGACUGCUAGUUUCCUGUACCCUUUCAAGUGUGUUUAUUCCCCGAGUUUCAUUCUGCACC